Molecule: messenger RNA, 2514 nt
Organism: Etheostoma cragini (Arkansas darter)
Lineage: Eukaryota; Metazoa; Chordata; Actinopteri; Perciformes; Percidae
Gene: poldip3
Product: polymerase (DNA-directed), delta interacting protein 3
Exons: 10
Coding region: 3-1490 (495 amino acids)
Biological process (GO): mRNA export from nucleus
Cellular component (GO): nucleus
Molecular function (GO): mRNA binding
Source: RefSeq, a predicted model, not a curated record
UGAUGCACGCAUGCGCUGUGAGGCAUUGUGAGAAAAUGGCAGACGUCUCUUUGGAUGAAGUGAUACGACAGCGCGGUAUUAACCUCAAGGCACCAGCAAAACGACCCAUGUUUGGACGUGGUGCUGGAGGAGUUGGCAAGAGCUUUGACGCCCGCCAGAAGAUUGGAGCUAAUGAUGUCAGACAGCGGCUUGGAGGGGGAGCAGCAGUUUUUCAAGUGAAAGAUGCCAGAGAAAAGCUGGGUCAGAAAGAUGCUCGCUUUAAAAUCCGUGGCAGGGGAGGAGGUGCAGGAGGAGGUUCAGGAGCAGGAGGAGUGCAGGAUGCCCGUCAGAUGAUCAACUCACGCAAACAGGGGCAGAAUCAGUUCAGUGUCCCUGCACAUAUAACGCAACAGGUGGCAGUAACACAUCAUCUGCAGAGCCAGACACUUGUGCCUCAGAUACAGAUACACACCAACAACAAUCUUGCCAGUGUGAACACAAGGCAGUUUGGCCCCAAUGUUCCAGGAGGACUGAGUGUGAGGGGUAGCGUAACGCCACAGCUAAGCAAUAAUAAAAGAAUGAUGGAUGCUCGUGAUAGACUGAGCCUCAAGAGGAGCAUUGGAGGGACACAGGCCUCUGUUGCACCACCCCUAAAAAUAACUAAGACCAUCCAGCAACGUCCACUAGGAGCUGGGAUGUCUGCUGGAAUACGUGCAUCUUCACAGCCUCUCUCAAAUGAGCAUGAUGGCCCCCACAAUAAACAAAUAAAGAUCACUACGGCUAAUAAUAUGCUACAAUCACGGCCAGGUACAGUGGGCUCGGCAUUCUCCAUGUCAGCCCCAAUCACCAAGGUGGUUAAAAAUGAUGCCUACACAGCCCCACGUCCUCCUGUGCCUGUGGCUCCCACCCGCCCCAACACCAGCAUGGCUGCUACCCGGUCCUCAGCUGCAGCCCUACAACCAGUGUCCAGGACUCUCCAGCAAAGCCCAGCAGAAACCACCACAACAGCUCCUGCUCCCCCUCAGCCUACUUUCAGUCCUUUGGAGGGGACAAAGAUAACCGUAAACAACCUGCACCCCCGAGUCACUGAGGAAGACAUAGUUGAACUGUUCUGUGUGUGCGGUGCCUUGAAGCGAGCACGGCUGGUGAAGGUGGGCGUGGCCGAAGUGGUGUUUGUGCGUAAAGAGGAUGCCGUGAGCGCAUACAGGAAGUACAACAAUCGCUGCCUGGACGGUCAACCCAUGAAGUGUAACCUUCACAUUCAGGGAAAUGUCAUCACUUCUGAUCAGCCCAUUCUGUUGAGGCUCAGUGACACUCCAGGCAGCAGCACAAAGAAAGACGGUCUGCCGGCCUCUUUGACUCGUCCUUUCGGCCAACGAGCCUCCUCUCAGCCUACUCCAGAGGUUGACCCUCAGACCAUCCUCAAAGCUCUGUUCAAGUCCACCGCACAGUCCACCUCCACCACUGAGCCCCCCAGCUCACAGGCCACUGCCUUUCGCAUCAAGAUAUAGCUCAUGUCUAGUGUGAAAAGACGUCUGUUCAUAUACAUAUAACUGCAUUCUCAGUGUUUCAUCUUGACAGCAGGCCGCCCACAUUCUCUCAAUAUGAAACCGAUUUUUACACGUUUGAUAUUCAUGACUUCUCUGAACGGGGAAUCGUGGACACGCAAAAUCGUUGUUUUGGUUUUGUGAAAUCCAUUUGUUACCCGUUUGUUUCUGGGAUGGACUAGUGGAAGAAAGUGUGAUGUGAUUUGUUGUUUUAAUCCAAUGUGGUGGGGUAUGCCAAAUCAAACUGGAUGUGUAGGGAUUUUUUUUGUUUUUUAGUCAUUUGCAUACCAGCUCAUUUGAAUGUUUUUUUUAAAAUAUAUAUUCCAGUUAAUCUCCAGCCCCUCAUCUAAAAAAAAAAACAAAAAACGACAAUGUGCAGAAGCAAGACAACAAAAUCUAAUUGGCAGACACCGAGGAUCAUUGUCAUUGAGAGAUGUGUUAUGUUAAAGCCUUUGUACAUCCACACAGCCGUGUCAGUUAUAGUCUUCCUCUUGUCAGAUUUUCUGGAUGUGGACAGAACAUGAACGUAAAACGGAAUAAAGACCAAACAAAGAUAUUCGGGAGAAAAAAAAGUCACAGUACUCAAGAUACCACAUCUGUCUGAUUAGGCUAGACAAUGAAAGUUGUCUUUAGCAAAUCUUUGCUACAACUCUAACCAACAUCUACCUGAUACGAGGUGUUCCUAGCCUACAUGACUGAAACACUAUAAUACUAGAAAACCAGUUUUCAAACAGUCAAGUUGAUAUAUUUAGUUUGUUUUUUUACCAGCAGUGUAGCAUCCAGAUUCAUGUGUGCUCAGUUUGUGACUGGUUUUACUUGGUUGUCCAGUUUUGAAGCAGUAUAUGUUUUAAUUCCUCCUAGCACACAUUACACUUGAUUUGUUCAAAGACUGUAAAUUACUUUCUGUUGCUUUCUUGCUAUGUCAGUCAAGAGACUAGAGAGGUCAGAUAUGUCUGUGAAAUGUCGCCAUUAAAUAUUUAGCUUUGUA